GCCGGGACGGCGUCGAGGCGCGCGCGACGUCAGCGGCCCGGGGACGCCGGGCCGGGGGAGCGCGGAGGCGGGGGCGCCGGGGGAACAAAGCUUUGUUUACAUGGGGCUUAAAGGGGCCGCGCUGCUCGGGCGGGCGCGGGCCGGGGGUCGGCGCGCAGAGGGACGGGCCGAGCUGUGGCGCCGCCUCUCCCGGCGGGGAGCCCUCCCGCGCCGCGGGGGCCGCGUCCUCCAGAGAACCAGCUCCGGGUUCCUGUUGCCGUCCUGCUCUGCGGCGAUGGCCCGCGCAGAGAGAGGGGUAGCACACGCAGCCUCCCGAGGGGGCUCAGAUGCUGGGGUGGGGGCGGUGGGGUGGGGUCCCUGUCCCUGCCGCUGCCACGGAGCGCCGCUCUCCGGCUUCCACGGCUGACCCGGCGCCUCGGGUGGGGGCGAGUGGCCCUUCACACUGGGGGUGCAGUGGACUGGCACUGGGCGAUCGUGGCCGCCGCUGCCGACCUCCUUUCUAGUGCGUCUUCCUGGUUGGUCAAGAAAAUCAAUCAACCAGGCGCCCUGGGCUCUGCGUCCUCCACAGCCUCCCAGCUGGCUCUGCGGCUCUCAGCAAGCUGCCAGCAGAUGAGCCCUGUGACUUCCUGAUGCUCCCAAAGCCUGGAAAAAAGAAAUGGCGCCGGUUCGGGGCCGUGCUGUACGCGGAGUCGGGCUGCGCCUUGGCCCGCCUGGAGCUCCAGGAGGGCCCAGAGAAGACACGUCGGGGAGAUGCUGGCCGGAGGGUCAUCCGCCUCAGUGACUGCCUGCGGGUGGCCGAGGCCGGCUCCGAGGCCAGCAGCCCCCGGGACACCAGCGCCUUCCUCCUGGAGACCAAGGAGCGCCUGUACCUCCUGGCAGCCCCCACGGCAGAGCGCAGUGACUGGCUGCAGGCCAUCUGUCUGCUGGCUUUCCCCAGGAAGGAGCUGCAGGUGCCCGAGGGGAAGAGUGGCCAGCCCCACAUGGAGAUCAACGAGCUGUACAGCCGGGCCACAGUGGUCCCUUGCAAGGAGUUUGCAGUGACCAUGAGACCCACAGAAGCCAGCGAGAGGUGCCGGCUCCGGGGCUCCUAUAUCCUGCGAGCCGGGGAGAACGCCCUGGAGCUGUGGGGCGGCUCGGAGCCCGGCACACCGCUGUUCCACUGGCCCUACAGGUUUCUGCGACGGUUCGGGCGGGACAAGGUGACCUUUUCCUUCGAGGCAGGCCGGCGCUGCUUGUCCGGAGAGGGCAGCUUUGAGUUCGAAACGCGGCAGGGCAACGAGAUCUUCUCGGCCCUGGAGGAGGCCAUCAGCGCCCAGAAGAACGCGGGCCCCGCGCCGGCCGCCGCGCGCCCCGAGAGCCCCUACGCACAGCCGCUCGACUCGCUGCCGUCGCCGCCGCCCGCCGCGCCCCUGCCCGCGCCUCGCACGCGGGCCCCCGAGGGGGACUACGCCGUGCCCUUCGACGCCGUGGCCCGCCGCCGGGGGCACAGCCUGGCGCGCCCCUUGCCCCCGCCCGACCCGCUGUACGACAGCAUCGAGGAGCAGCCGCCCGCGGGGCCCGACCCCAUCUACGACGAGCCCGAGGGUGUGGCCGCCCUGACCCUGUACGACAGCCCGCAGGGGCCGGGGGCCGAGGCGUGGGGGCGGCGGGAGCGCCCUGCCUCGGGCUGGCCGCCGGCCGCCGAGUAUGACAACGUGGUUCUCAGGAAAGGCCCCAAGUGACCCGCGCGGCCGGCGCUCGCUCCCCUCCCCUCCCUUGCUGUCCGCCUGGCCGCGGCUGGGUCGGCGGGGUUGCCCCUCCCAGAGCCUGCGGGGUGAGUCACCACCCCGGGGCAGGAAGGGUGCCCUGGAGGCACCCACCCACCCACGCACCCUCCUCCUCUUCUACUUCCUUCUCUGGGGCGCGGUCCGCAAGGCGCUGGGGGGCAGAGGGCAAAUCUGUGGCUCCUGCCUGCUGAUGUCCACCCCCACGCAGACACAGGCCUGGCUCUGGGCGGACCCCUGCCCCACCCCCCUGGAGAGUGGCCGCAGCUAUCGGGCAGGUGUCCGAUUUCUCUGUAGCAUUAAAGUUCCCCAAGUAUUUUUGUUUGGAUGAAUGCUAGGGGGUGUGGGGGAGGGGAGGGAGGGGACUGGGCCAGCCAGAAGCCAACCGGGAGCGCUGGGACUGCAGGUCCCGGGUGUCUGUGCCCACGGAAGUGAGAGUGCACUGGGAAAGUGGUUGAUUGGUUGGUUGGUUUUUUUAAUGUACUGAAUUAAUUAAUUUGAAAGAGAGAGAGAGCUUCCAUCUGCUGGCUAACUCCUCAGAUGCCCACAACAGCCAGAGCUGGGCCAGACUGAAACCAGGAGCCGGGAACUCUAUCCGGGUCUCCCUGGUAGGUGGGCAGGGGUCCCAGGUACCGUCUUCCGCUGCUUUCCCAGGAGCAUUAGCAGGAAGCUGGAUUAGAAGCAGAGCAGCCGGGACUGGCAUCAGCACUCAGAUAGGGGAUGCGGCAGUCACAAAUGAGGGGUUAACCUGCUGCACCCCUUUGCUGCUGCUGUGAGAAUGGUGGUUUGGGGGGGGUGCUGGGGAGCACAAGAGCUCAGCAUCACGGCAGGAGAGCUGGUUUGCAUGACAAAGCCACUCUCUCAGUGACAGGUUCAUCCAUUCAUCCGCCUAGGGGGACAGAGCCCUCCUGACUCAAAUUCAAGGUGCACAGGGCAUAGCAGGUACAGCGGCUGCUUCAUCCCAUGUGGGCGCCAGCUGCUCCACUUCCCAUCCCCCUCUCUGCUAAUAGUGGGGGAGACCUGGAAGCGGCUCCUGGCUCCUGGCUUUGGCCUGUCCCAGCCUUGGCCGUUGCAGCCAUUUGGGGAGUGAACCAGUGUAUGGAAGACCUCUCUCUCUCUCUCUCUCUCACUCUGCCUUUCAAAUACAUAAACAAACAGGGGCAGGUGUUUGGCCUUGCAGCUAGGAUGUCUGCAUCCCAUACUGGAGGCCUUGAGUUCGAGUCCUUACUCUGUUCCCCAUCCCAGCUUCCUGCUCAUGUGCACCUGGAGAGUGGCAGGCGAUGGUUCAAGUCCUUGGGUACCUGCCACCUAUAUGGGAGACCUGGGUUGAGUUCUCAGUGGGGGGAGGUUCAAUCCAACCAAGCCCUGGCUGUUGUGAGUCUUUGUACCUAUCAUAUGGUUUUAAAGAUGCAUUGAUUUCUUAGAUAGGCACAGACACAGAGUUACAGACACAGAGAGGGAGAGAGGUCUUCCAUCCACUGUUUCACUCCCCAGAUGGCUGCAACAGUCAGUGCUGGGCCAAUCCAAAACCAGGAGCCAGGAGCUCCUUCUGGGUCUCCUGGUGGGUGCAGGGGCCCAAGCACUUGGGCCAUCUUCCACUGCUCUCCCAGGUGCAUUAGCAGAGAGCUGGAUCAGAAGUAGAGCAGCUGGAACUCAAACCUUAAGUGUCCAUAUGGGAUGCCAGUGCCACAGGUGGAGGCAGGGCCUGGUAUGCCCACAGUCCCGCCACCCCCCUCUUUUUUUAAGAAGGAGAAAGAAGAUCUGGCCUUUGGAAGAGAUAAGUCUUUGUUGGGGGACCAAGACAGGCUUCGUAUCAAAGGUGGCAUUUAAGGUGCAUCUGUAAGGGGUAUGAAGAGAGUAAGGGGAGGCAUGUGUCCAGGACGGGUCUGUGCUCAGAGAUGAGGAACAGGCGACAAUCUAGAUUUCCCCUCACUUAACAGGGAGGCAGCAGGUGAUAGAUAGCACAGGUGCCUGAAUUCCUGCCAUUGGUGUGGGAGCCCUUGAUCGGGUUCCUGGCGGGUCGCUGUAGGCAUCUGGGGAGUAGACCACUGAAUGAGCGCACUCUCUCUCUCUCUCUCUCUCUCUCUCUCUGUCUCUGUGUCUCAAAAACAGGCAUUAUAGAGACAGCUCUGCAGAUGGUGGGGUCCCCAGAGAUUUGCUGGAUAAGCUCAGGUUCCGAGAAGAUAAACUUCAUUUCUGAUAUGUUGAGGUUAAGAAGGUGGUGAUAACUAAAAGAGAAUUGAAAUCCAUGAGUAGUUUUUUUAUAGUGCACAUUUUCCACAUGUAAAAACUAAUUUUUUUGCAUCCAAAUAAACUCAUCCCUUUAGUUCCA
This is a messenger RNA of Oryctolagus cuniculus (rabbit), 4095 nucleotides long. It is a transcript of the gene DOK2, whose product is annotated as docking protein 2. Gene Ontology annotation, cellular component: cytoplasm. Gene Ontology annotation, biological process: cell surface receptor protein tyrosine kinase signaling pathway; positive regulation of MAPK cascade; Ras protein signal transduction. Lineage: Eukaryota; Metazoa; Chordata; Mammalia; Lagomorpha; Leporidae. The record is from RefSeq and is a predicted model, not a curated record.